This is a messenger RNA of Botrytis deweyae, 987 nucleotides long. RefSeq lists its product as uncharacterized. NCBI's taxonomy places the organism in Eukaryota, Fungi, Ascomycota, Leotiomycetes, Helotiales, Sclerotiniaceae. The record is from RefSeq and is a predicted model, not a curated record. Gene Ontology annotation, biological process: thiamine biosynthetic process. The transcript has 4 exons. The coding region runs from base 1 to 987 and encodes 328 amino acids.
AUGGCACCACCAUCAGCAUUGUUCGCCGAGGAAACAUCUCCCAUCGAUGGAGUUCAAUUGAAAUCAGCCUUCGACGUUAAAGUCGAAUCUUCGCAGGCAGCCACUCAAGGCAAGACACUUGCUGACCUUGCCGAGAAAUGGGACCAAGGAUUUACAUUUGCUCCUAUUCGUGAAUCUCAAGUCUCGCGUGCCAUGACCCGCCGCUACUUCAAUGAUCUCGAUACAUAUGCAGAGUCUGAUAUCGUCAUCGUUGGUGCUGGUUCAUGUGGUCUCAGUACUGCCUACAUGCUAGGCAAGGCUCGUCCUGAUCUCAAGAUUGCCGUCAUUGAGGCUUCUGUUUCUCCAGGUGGAGGAGCAUGGUUGGGUGGACAACUCUUCAGUGCUAUGGUCAUGCGAAAGCCUGCUGAUGCCUUCUUGACUGACCUUGGUGUUCCGUUUGAAGAUGAGGGAGACUUUGUUGUGGUCAAGCAUGCUGCUUUAUUCACUUCAACUCUCUUAUCCAAGGUUCUUGCGUUCCCCAAUAUCAAACUGUUCAAUGCGACCGCCGUUGAGGAUCUCAUUACACGUCAAACUACCGACGGCAACAUCAGAGUCGCAGGAGUGGUGACAAAUUGGACACUUGUCACAAUGCAUCAUGAUGACCAGAGUUGCAUGGAUCCAAACACAAUCAAUGCUCCUGUUGUCAUCUCUACCACUGGGCAUGAUGGUCCAUUUGGCGCGUUCUGUGUCAAGCGUUUGGUUUCAAUGAAUCAGAUCAAGGAACUCGGUGGUAUGAGAGGACUUGAUAUGAAUGUCGCUGAAGACGCUAUUGUCAAAAGGACUAGGGAAAUUGUUCCAGGUUUGAUUGUCGGAGGCAUGGAAUUGUCAGAGGUCGAUGGUGCAAACCGCAUGGGUCCCACGUUUGGUGCCAUGGCACUUUCUGGCGUGAAAGCCGCUGAGGAAGCUUUGAGAAUCUUCGAUGAACGCAAGGCACAAAAUGCCUACUAG